AGGUGACAAUGAGUUUCGUCACAAUGCUUUAAGGCCACACCAGGGAUGGCAGCUAGGAAACCAACAGGAACACCGCCUAUGAUCACGUAUUAACCCAAACAGAAAUGUAGGGGUGCAAGAUUAUCACCGCCCGGAAUUGGGAUUGAACAGAUCAAGCAUGGAUAAGAAGCCGAAGUUUGUGGCUGCCAUUAAAAUCGGGCAUGCAUAUUCCGGAUAUGCUUACUCCUUCGACGAUGAAUUUACACAGAAUCCUUUCAAGAUAGGAAUAUCUUCCUGGCACUCGUCUGCCAGGCAUACUUCACUGAAGACGUCCAGUGCUAUUCUAUGUCAACCCGACAGGAAAUUUCACUCAUUCGGUUACACUGCAGAGGACCGAUAUAGUAAUCUUGGCGAGGAGGCGAAUCAAUGGUUCUACUUCAGUACAUUCCCAACAUAUGCGCAACUGGACGAGACCAGUGAAAUGACAGAUGUCACGGGACAGAAGAGCAUGCUUACCCUGGAUCUGUAUACUAUGGCUAUACGAUUUUUACGUAAGAGCCUUGCUGAAAAACUCCAUGCUCGGUUGAGCAAAUUAGACGAAACAGACAUAAACUGGAUUUUAGUUACUCAAAGGUCAUACAACGCUGGUUUCAUUUCCAAAGCGGCGGAACAGGCUGGGAUCACUCAAAACGUCACAGUUCGCACAAAGAUGAAUUCCGCCUUGACAUACUUAGAGUGUUCGUCAUUGUUUAAUGGCCAACCCUUCACAACGGGUGAAAAGUUUCUCGUCUUGGAUGCUGCAGCUUCAUCAGUUGAACUGCUCACUUGCCGAAACGAAAACGGAAACGUGGUUACAACGAAUACAAUUACUAUAACUGGAGGCGGAAACGUAUUGAACAACGGAAUCAAAAGUCUAAUUGAAACGGUUUUGGGAGUGGACGACUUAUCAGUGCAAGACGACAUCAGACCACUGAUUAAAGAGAUCGAGUGCAAAAAGAAAACAAUCAAACCCGGUUCCAGAGAAACGCUUGUCCUUCAACUUCCCGCUCGGUAUAAAGAUGCAAAGCCAGUGAAUAAACGGAUCGAGGGAAAGACAAUUCCAGGACUAUUGGAUGACGCAGAUUUUGACGGAAAGGUGAAACUAAAGAAUGGCAAAGUUCACAUAGAAUUUGAGGUCAUUGAAGGCAUAUUUAUGGCUUGCGCACGAGAUCUCGUUAGUUUGCUACGAAAAUCCCAACAAUGUUCAGAGUUGAAAGAAGUGAGUUCAAUCGUUAUGAUUGGAGGAUAUUCUUCCUCAGCAUUCUUGAAGAAUGAAAUUAUCCGGGCAUUUCAAGAGAUCAAAGUACAUACUUUAUUUGAAUCAAGUAUAGCGGAUCUAAAAGGGGCUGUGAUAUUUGGACACUCCAAAGGUGCACUAGAGAUUAGUGAUUCAGUGCGCUUUAGCCGUGAAAAAAUCCAGCAUUACAUAAAGACUCUCCAGGAUCAAACAGAAAAGGCGCGAAAUAUCCGGAUUAUAAUAGUAGGCCAAGAACACGUUGGGAAAACGUCAUUAUGCAAACGAUUAUUAAAUGAAAAUGAUGACGUUAUUGAUGCGAUCACAAGUACUGAUGGCAUUGAGAUAUACAUUCAACGGUUCCUCAUCGAUAUGGUGACAAAGAAACGAAUAAAACUUGACGCUAACACGGAAACUCAAAAUGUGAGAACAAGGAUUCAACAGUUGCUGCUCUUGAACAAACUGAGUGAUAAUGUGGAAGAUCUUAGCACCGACGAAGUCCAGGAGCAGCAGGUGACUCUAGAGAAAGAACCAGAACAUAGAACGUCUGUCAUUGCUGAAGAGACGACGCCACAAACGAAAAAGCUGCCAGACACAAUGACACCACCGCUGUCGGCUAAGUCGCCUGUGUUAGGUGUGGAUGACAUGAAUGUAGACACAUUGUUGGAGACAAUUGGGUCAAACCAAGUUGCACAAGAGCAUUGGGCCAAUGAUUUGGGAAGAUUUAUAGAUGGGGCGAACAGUAUGAGCAGUCCAAAUGCUGACCAGGCAUAUUUGUCAUUGUGGGAUUUCGGCGGAGAGGAGCCAUACUACAACACGCAUCAUAUCUUCCUCAGUAGUGACGCUGUCUUUCUGGUAGUUUACAACCUUGAGGAGUGUAUUCUAGGAUCAGAACAGGUCAAGGACGCAGCAAUCAAAAGAAUCAAAUACUGGAUUCGUUCUGCCGUGAAUUACUCAGAGAAGAAAAACCCUCGAAAAUGCUUUGUAGCAACACCUCCAGUGAUACUGGUAGGCACUCGCUUGGAUAAGUUGUCAGGAACGAAAGAAGAAAUCCAACAACACCUGGACAAGUUCGAAGAAAAAUUAUGCGGCAUGGCAGAUUUUCAAGCAAUGAAAGGUCACAUAUAUGGAUUCUUCGAAGUCAACAAUAAAGUUAGGAACCAUCCGGGAAUUGAACAGCUGUGGAAUGCUAUCAUAGAAGUGGCACCAUCGCAAUCUCAGUGGGAGAAGGAAUUGCCAGCCCGAUGGCUAACUCUGGAGAGGGAAAUGAUGCGGAUGAAGGAGACUGGAGAAAAGGUUAUGUCGUUUGAAGAUAUUGUGUCUCUUGGAAGAAGAUGUGAAGUCGAAAUCAACGAUGAAACAGACAUACACAUGUUCUUGAAGUAUCUCCAUUACACAGGCAGCAUUUUGUAUUUUGGAGACGAAACAGAAAAUCUUGGUUUGAUAUUGGCAAAAACUGUCAUUCUGGAUCCCCAGUGGGUAGCUCAAGCCUUCCGAAAGAUCAUCACCGUACCCAAGUUUGUUAAUCGAAAAGACAAACGAGCCAACUUCUUAUGGAAGAUGUAUCAACAGUCUGCCAUUUUGGAUAUGGAGUAUCUGCAGAUUGUUUGGAACGAGGAGAGGCAGUUACGAUUAUGGGAGUAUAGAGAAGUCAUUCUAGCCUUCAUGGAGCGACUAGGGUUGAUUGCUAGACCAAAUCAUCAGCAACGUAUCAAAUCUGCGGGGGACGGAAGUGGGCCAGAAGAGUCCGACGUAGCUGUGGAAAUAUAUCUGGUCCCGUCUUUGUUGUCUGGGAAAGUCAUCUGCUUCCCACGUGAAAUGACAGACAGGUAUGCAAUAAAAACAAGAACACUGUGCCUCGUCUUCUCCAGUCGAUGUGUACAAUUUCCUGUAUUUGAUAAACUUCUUGCUGCAUGCAUUGAAAAAUUCAAGGUUAUGAAAACAGAGGAUGAAAUCUGGUUGAGAAGAGGGUUCGGCAUUUUCCGUAUUGACAGUGUUUGGUCUGUUGUCAUCUCUUGUGGCAACAAUAUUAUCAAAAUUACAUUAUUCAAGCAGUCUCCCGUCCCAACGAUCGAACCCGGAGCCGGACUUAGAGUGAGAUUGUUUAUUGAGGAAGCACUAAAGAACAUUAUGGAACUUUACGAUCAUAGAGAUCUUAAUUUCGCAUAUCACCUGCAUUGCAAGGCAAUCGUAAAGGACGGGGACGUGACAGUGCCUAAAACGGAACUUGAACAACGCAAACUACUCCCAUGCUGUUUAUCUGAGGGAGAUAAACACUUCGUCUACAGACACGAAUUACACCCAUGGUUCUCGGAAGCCAGGCCUCCGUUGAUGCAAGACGAAUAUGACGAAGAAUACAACCUGGCUUCAGAGGUACUUGAGCGAUGUCCGACAGAAGUGGAAAUGCUUAGGUUGUCCAAACUGAUAGGUCUAGAAUAUUUCGAAUUCUUCGUUUGGCUUGGACUUGAAAGCACGGCAAUAUCAUUGGUGAAUAUAGAAUAUCAGAGUGAAACGAUGUGUGCCAGAUUUCUGCAUAUGUUCGUUAAAUGGAAGAAGGCUGAGAGUGACAAAGCCACCAUCAGGAGAAUCAUGGAUGCCAUGAAAAAAAGCGGACUUGAUACCAGUGAAGUUGUUCGAAAGGGUGUAUUUGACACGGCGAUACACGAGUUUUGAUGUGUGUUUGUUAGCGUUCGAGUGAAAAGUUUAGAUCGGAUAAAUGUGUCAUGACAUUUAUUAGCCCAACAUCAUCAGAUAAACAUGGUGAACAAUUCCAUACCACCCUUUAUGGCUUUUUUGUGCUGGAUCCCUAAUGAGAACACAAAAACGGAAAGAAAGUACUGUUAGUACGGAAUUUCAAUUAAUAGCUCCGGCAACUGAAGCGAGUCCCUUAAAAACAGAAUGACUUUUCCCCAGGAACUGUUCGGUUUUUCACAGAUGAUCUCGCGUUGCCAACGCUUAAUACACUGCUGUAAUCGACAGCGAGACUGUGAAAUAAAAAUUGUGUUAAUGUUUUGAAGCCAAAUGAUAUCAGAAUUUAGCUUCACGGCAAACAUGAAACAUAGAUCACAUAAUCAGGUCUGUUCCUCGCAGUUACGUUUUUAUUAGAUUUACUUAAAGAGAGUUAUAUCAUGUCUUCCAAUCUAUAUCUUCCAAAUGCUGAAAUUAUUACAUGGUGUCUUACCCAAACUAGAGGUGUAAGAGUGAAUGAAUUACACAACAAGACCACUUAAAGGUAGAGAAAACAUUGUCAGUAUCCAUACUUGUGUAUAAACUGUUGAUAAUCUGUUAUGAAUUUGAUGAUCUUCUUUUCUCUCAUAGAUAGUGUUAUGAUUACCACUGUAGAUGUGUUCAGUCUGUCGUUUGUAAGUCUAGUCUGAUAUUUGACCACAAUUUAUUUCGCUUAAUGCUACACCAUCGACGUGAAAAUAAGGAAAUGUUUUGCAGUACUGGGGUAGCAUUAAGAUUGAAGCAUUCAUUACCUUCAACGAGAAGUUACAUAAUGAAACAGUAAUACAAACAAAUAGCUUUGGUGAUGGGUCCAUAUAGAAAAAUAUUUACCUUUAGCAUUGUUAACAUAACCAUUAUUGAUUAUCAAUCACAGAAUUAAUGUUUUAAUCUAAUCAUGAUCUGUAUUUUCGUAAACUUACAGUUACAUUAUUGGCAGCUAUUAUAGAUUUUAAAUUUUCUUUGCUUUAUUUUUCAAACUACGUUGAAUCGCAAAAUAUGUCGUAUAAACUGGGACAGAGUCUCAAAUGGCUUAUUAAAACACAUAAACGCUAAAUCCAUCAACCAAAAAACAAUUAUGGGAACCUUUCAUGGCCAAUGAUGAACGUAACUGUAUAAAUCAUACGGGUUUCAGAUGCUAUUGGUCCUGGGGUGGGGCCUUUUGCUGAAUAUUCCUCUUAGACCUUCUAACGUUUUGUAUAAAAAUGGUAUCCGUGACAUUGGAUCACAGGUAUCUCCUGUCGACAAGUUUUCUUUACCAUAGAUUACAAAGAAUAUAAUACUUUCAGGUUACAUUUUAUUUAUACUCAUUUGGAAGUAUUUGGUGAGAAGGCAACAAGGCCAGAAAAAGUCAAUUUAGCAAAUUAUUCAAUGUUAUACUAAUAUACAAAUCCUCAUAGGACACAUAACUAUUUCUAAACAGUAUACAACAAACUUAAACGGUUGUAUUGUUUUGCCAGUGUUCAAACUAUCUCAGAAUAAAAAUGUAGCCCUGCUCAAAUGUAAUUUUCCAUUAGCUCCUGUUUACACUAUUGAGUGAUCUCGAAUCAGUUUAUUAGAUUUUUAUACUGUUUAUGUUUCUAUUCGUAUUUGUUACCAUUGUGGUGCUUUUUCUUACCUUUUUACAUUUUGUAAAGAUCUGUUCACUUUCAUUUCAUAUAAUGAAGAAUGCUUAUACCAGGCAUAUGUAAUAACGAACUGUAAAGCUACUAUUCUUUAUAUUCAUUGGAUAUUUUUUCUUUUUAUCAGUAAAAUACAUAAGGGUAUGACUGAGAUAAGAGACGCAUGUUUAUAUCCCAAAGAUCAUCGAUAAUUUGAUAUGACAACGGAAAUAAAUGACGACAAAAGAAAUUGAUAACGCUUUGUUGUACGAUUUGUGAUAUAAUUUGAUACUUACUGCGUCCAUGGAGUUAAUAAUAAUAUAUUGAAAAUGGGUAAAAUUUUGUUGUAAAUUUUUAAAACUAAAUUAUACAGAAUAGGAAGACCAUUGCAUUUAGAUAUAAAGAUAAAAAACAAGUAUAUUUUAGAAUUUCAUUUUUUACUGAACAUGUCAUGCAAUCUGCAAUUCAUACG
Messenger RNA from Ylistrum balloti, 6049 nucleotides. RefSeq lists its product as uncharacterized. Lineage: Eukaryota; Metazoa; Mollusca; Bivalvia; Pectinida; Pectinidae. The record is from RefSeq and is a predicted model, not a curated record. The coding region runs from base 158 to 3925 and encodes 1255 amino acids. The transcript is spliced from 12 exons.